Penaeus monodon (black tiger shrimp) is the source of this 1619-nucleotide messenger RNA. RefSeq names its product regulator of G-protein signaling 2-like. The coding region runs from base 562 to 1149 and encodes 195 amino acids. The transcript has 4 exons. The record is from RefSeq and is a predicted model, not a curated record. NCBI's taxonomy places the organism in Eukaryota, Metazoa, Arthropoda, Malacostraca, Decapoda, Penaeidae.
CGUCUCGCCACAGAUCAGCUCAGAGCCUCGCGGAAUACGGUCAUACCUCCCGCUUGCUCGCUACUCUCCAGAGCUUCAUCAACCACAGUAUCUCGUUUUGGGAUUUUUGAGUGUGUUUGUGUGACAGAAAAGAAAACAACACGCUUCGAAACAAGACAUCGUUGAAGGAGAUUUUCGCUUUGUUUCAUCCAAGCAGCGACAGUUACCGCGGCUUCACAUCUCAAGCUACUGUACCGGCCUAAUCCUCUUUUAGCCCAAAAAGGAUCUUGGAUAAAAGGGUUACCGCAGAAGACAAACAGUACUCUAAAGUGAACUUGAAUUGUGAAAAACACCUGUGAGUGUAGAGAUUUAAACGGAAAAACUCUUGGAAACCGGACCUUGCCUCCCACGACCUAGCAUCGAUCGGCCCCCGUUUACAUUUUUUGUACUUCGGCCUCCCCCUGACCCCACCGAGUUCGUCCGGUCCGACCCCACCGACCUCGCGCGACGUCGGGUCACUGAGGAAGUCCCUCCAGAACCUAAUCAAGUGUUCAAAGCGGAACCGGUGACUUCAGGAGCACCAUGAUUGCCACUGACAUCAGAAGGGAGUCCCUUAAGGCCACAAAGAGUGUCUUGGGCUCUCUGAACUCGGCCAUUGCUGACUCCAUCGCGCACGGCAAACGAAGCGACAUGCGCCUCCGCCUGGGCUGGCUUCGGCGCCGCGGGGAGACCCAGUGCAGCGUCAGACCCCAGCCAGAAGAAGCACAGAGUUGGGCUGAGAGCUUCCAUAACCUCAUGGCUUCCAAGUACGGACAGGCACUGUUCAAGGCCUUCCUGCAGAGGGAAUUUAGCGAGGAGAACGUCGAAUUCUGGAUGGCCGUCGAAGAUUUCAAGAAGACCCGCAGCGCCAAGAUGUCUUCGAAAGCUUUCAAAAUUCACUCAGACUACGUCGCGGUCCAGGCGCCUAAGGAGAUCAACCUGGACCCGGCCACCCGCGCCCAGAUCGCCAAGAACCUCGAGUGCCCCGACAAGUACAUCUUCGACGCCGCGCAGAAGAGAGUGCAGGCGCUGAUGGAGUCGGACGCCUACAUCCGCUUCCUGCAGUCGGAGCUGUACAAGGAGCUGCUCCACCCGGAGUCCUCCUCGCCCUCCAACGCCGACACGUUAUAGGACCCCUGCUGCAUGUCGGUUGCGAGCUCGACCAUGCACUUGUAGCCCCAGCCCGUGCAAGCGGCUGGAGCUUUGGGACCAGCUGAGGCCACAGCGAUAACAGCGCUAGCAGCAAGAGUGCCACCUGGAGUGCCACUUGGAGUGCCACAGCGACGGCGAGGCCCCUGCGAGGAGUGUCAGUGCCGCCUCUCUCUCGCCUGGCCACGGAAGGCCACGUUGUUCGUGUUGGUGGCCCCGCGCCCUCUGGCCAUCGCGGGAGCAAAGGCCGGCUGUUGCUCGGGCCGCUCGAGUCCUUCGUUGUUGCCCGUUUCGAGAGGCGGCGGCGGGGCGUCUGCGCUGCCGUCGGCCACAGGAAAGAUGGGGAUAUUUAUAUAUAUUUAUUAAAAGGUGAUAUAUAUAUAGACAUACGUUAUAUUUAAGGUAUAUUUGUAUUUAAGAAACUAUAUAAAACGGAGAAUCUUGAUUGCAAA